This is a messenger RNA of Bufo gargarizans (Asiatic toad), 1656 nucleotides long. Its product is annotated as protein NYNRIN-like. The record is from RefSeq and is a predicted model, not a curated record. The transcript is spliced from 2 exons. Gene Ontology annotation, biological process: DNA integration. Lineage: Eukaryota; Metazoa; Chordata; Amphibia; Anura; Bufonidae. Bases 28 to 1317 code for a protein of 429 amino acids. Gene Ontology annotation, molecular function: nucleic acid binding.
AGUCAAAAGGGGGAUCCAGUUAUCGGUAUGUUUUACAACCACAUUGAAGAUCCACAGAAUUGUCCCGUCACUAUGGAAGACUGUGCAGGCAAAGAAGAGUUACGAAUUUUGAUGAAGGGUAAGUCCCAAUUCUCGUUACAGGAUGGAUUGUUGGUAAGAACCUCAAAGAAUGGUAUCUCACAAUGGGUAGUACCCACAGCAUACCGAGGUUUGAUGUUACAACACGCCCAUGACGCCCCAACGGCUGGUCAUCGAGGUGAGAAGUUAACGUAUGAAUUAUUACGGGAUUAUGCUUAUUGGCCUCAUAUGUUGCAAGACGUUCGCACAUAUUGUCAAGGAUGUUUAAUAUGCCCUCAAUUCCAGCCGCAAGCACCCACUCAUCGGGCACCGCUGAUGAAAAGAGGGAUGUCCAUGCCAUGGUCAGAUAUCCAGAUUGACUUUAUUGGACCAGUAACAACUUCAUCAAAAGGCAACAGAUAUAUGUUAACCGUGACUUGUCUAUUCACAAAAUGGGUAGAAUGUUUGCCUUGCAAGACUUGCAGUUCAAGUGUGUGUGCGUCUCUACUCAUUAACCACGUGUUUUCCAGGUUCGGUCUUCCCCAACGCAUCGAGUCCGAUCGCGGAAGUCAUUUCACUAGUGAGGUGAUGACAAAAACGUGGGAGAUACUAGGAGUAAAAAGGAAGCUACAUAUAGCUUACCGGCCAGCCUCUAGUGGUGGAGUGGAACGCUACAACCAAACAAUUGUCAACAUUCUAAAGAAAUUUGUUAAUGAAUCCGGUAAGGACUGGGAUGUAAAGUUGCCUCUGGUUCUCAUGGCCAUAAGAGCCACUCCAAGCACAGCAACCAAACUUUCUCCCUUCGAAAUGAUCACAGGAAGGAAGAUGGUGUUACCCCAGCAUUUACUCUACCGGACAACAGACCAAAAUUUGAUAAAUGCUUCAACAGCCCAUCAGUACAUAGAGAAUCUACGUAAGCACCUUCAGCAUGCUUUUGCAUUUGCCCAGAAGAAUCUGGAGAAAGCAGCCGUGAGCGCCAAAACCUACUAUGAUCUGAAGACUACUCAAAAGGAGUACCAAAUUUCCGAUCAGGUUUAUCUCUAUAACUUCGCCCGGGAUCAGGUGAAGGAAAGGAAGUUCCUGCCUUCCUGGAAGGGACCCUAUGUCGUCACUGACAAAUUGUCACCUGUGGUCUACAAGAUCAAAAUUCCAAAGGGGGAUGAAUUUAUAGAGAAAUGGGUGCACAUUAAUCAAUUACGUGUUUGUCAUCCUAGGUCACAACUUCGCCAAAUGGAAGGAUUGCCGGAUGAUGAAGAGUAAAGAGAUAACAAGGUUCCAGCUAAAGACGGAAACCCAGGAUUGGUAUAGUGCAAAAUGGCACGGAGGGUUGUUGCCGUUAUCUACAUCGUCCUGAUCUUGGGGAAGGAGUUCCAGGCCGAGCCGAUUGCUGUACCAGGCCCUUCAUCUGGGAUCAUGCUACAGGAUACCACAGGAUUCAUCUUGACGAAUAAGAGGAUUCUAUCCCAAAAGAUCUACGUCAGUUUGGACCCACGUGUCUUCGUCGAGAGACAGUUCAACAUUUCUGAGAUUUCAUCUCCGGAGAUAAAGAUUUGGUAUCAAAUGCACAUCGGCUAUUCCCAAGAAAGAGUUACACAGAUC